Parnassius mnemosyne (clouded apollo) is the source of this 372-nucleotide messenger RNA. The record is from the annotation of a GenBank genome assembly. NCBI's taxonomy places the organism in Eukaryota, Metazoa, Arthropoda, Insecta, Lepidoptera, Papilionidae.
AUGAUGUUUCGUCAAACAUGGAUACACGCGGCAGUUAGAAAGUAUCAAUUAAUUUUAUGGCGUGAAUCUCCUGCGGAUCUGGUGCAGGUGUAUGAGCUUACGACGCAUACGUACGGCCUGUACUCCAGCCCCUUCGUGGCGAUUCGUUAUCUGCUACAGCUAGCUGAGGAUGAGGGGGAGCGUUAUCUUCGCGCAGCGAACAUUUUAAGGGCUAUUAGUUAUGUUAAUGACCUUAACGGGAGCGCUGACACUAUUGAAGAGGUGCGGAUCUUAAAAACAGAGCUUAUUAAUCGCAUGAGUACUGCUGGUUACGAGUUGUUGGAUGAUUUACCUUUGGACCAUAUGGAGUUGCCUAAACCUAAUCCAGUUUAA